Geodia barretti is the source of this 1585-nucleotide messenger RNA. NCBI's taxonomy places the organism in Eukaryota, Metazoa, Porifera, Demospongiae, Tetractinellida, Geodiidae. The record is from the annotation of a GenBank genome assembly.
AACACACCUGAACCAUUACUAGCAGCAGCAGCAGUAGCAACUAAAAGCAACCUUUGCAGCCAACUGCGCAACGUAGAGAAUGAUUCAUCAACGUUCCUCGCCCGUCCUACUUCGCCACCUUCUUUGUAGCGUUUUCUGCAGCCUACUGGCGCUGCACAGCGCUAUUGCGGAAACCCUGCUAGAGGCCGGCAGCAGAUGCGGAGUUCCUGACGCCACCUGCAGAGAAGGACUAGUCUGUGUUUCCGAGACUCCCGGCUCGACCGUAAAAAUUUGCAGAGAUUCGAACCGUACUCCCUGCGAUACAGAGCAAUGUCCUCGAGUAUGGUGUGGUCCCAACCUGCAGUACGUGCCCGAGAGUGAAUGCUGCCCGGUGUGCCCUCCCCUCCCCACCAUCCACACUCCAACCACCACUACCAGCCCCACCGGAUGCUCAGAGAACGGAAUCCACCACCAGGAGGGAGAGACCUGGGAGAGAGACAGUUGCACAUCUUGCACCUGCGAGGCCGGAGUUCCACUCUGUACCUCCAUCCAGUGUUACGUACCGGACAACUGCGAGGAACUAGUCCUCAAUCUCGGCCAGUGCUGCCCCACUUGCGUCUCUAUUGCUGCUCCCCAGCCGGCCGCUCCCCAGUGCGUGGAGGACGGACAGACACACGAAGAAGGAGAGAGCUGGAGUCGCAACGGUGACCCCUGCACCACCUGCUUCUGCGCCGACGGAGAGGUUCUCUGUGUGUCCCGAAGCUGCUACGUGGAGUGUGAAAACCCUCAAUAUCUUCCCGACACUUGCUGCCCCAUCUGUCCAGCUGACCUGCAGGUUCCAGUGGCCACGUCUCUCCCUCCACCUCCCCCUCUCUCGAUUGUCCUGGUGUCUCCCCCCACCUACUGUGAGGACAGUGGUCAGAUCUAUGAGAACGGAGCGACCUGGAAUCCCAACGGAGACCCGUGCAUCUCCUGUCAGUGCGAGGAGGGGCUCACACUGUGCCUCGCCCGAGCAUGCUUUGCCGAGUGCGAGUCCGCAGACCAAGUUUUUCUCCCCGGUGUCUGCUGCCCUCUCUGUCCAGGAGAUGAAGGUUAUCCAACCAGUGGACCUGCUCCUACAUCUCGCCCAACACCAGCAGUUACAGAGUCUAUCAGCGUACCCUCGACUGCAACGUCCGACAUCGCACCAACCCCCACUCCACUGCCACCCAGUGCUGAAACUACCACCACUAGUGCCCCUACAAUCACUACACCCACCUCAGAGCUGCCUUCUGCGGCCACCACCACCACAACUGCUGCCACCUGUAAGGACGACAACGGAGCAGAGCAACCUGAUGGAGCGUCUUGGUGUCCAUUGCCACACGAGAAGGCAACCUGUGUUUCGGGAAUCAUCUCCCUCACUGAGCACCACUGCCCGGAGUUGAACUGCCAGGCACAAAGGUGGACUCCAGGAUCAUGUGACUGCCCUGUGUGUCCUGAUGGUGAACUUGAGACGGUUGUGGUAUCGGCAGUCCUGGACAUGGAGUACAGUCACUAUCUCACAGAUGGAGAUUCUGUCCAGAAACAGCUCAGAGAAGCUCUCGCUGGCCUCGGUCUGGAAGUGGUU